UUUAGUUUUUGUUUUGUGUUGUUGCUACGAGUGAUUUGUGUGAAUUUUAAUUUUGUUAUUAAAUUUGUGUUUUCUGUCUUUAAAGAAAAGUUAAAGUGAAAAUUGAAAAUGGAGGGACCAAAAGAGUUGUCUUUAAGUGAAAUACGCAAAUAUAUGCUAGAUAAUGGUUGUAAAGUUACCAACCAUGCCCUUGUCAAGCAUUUCAAACGUUUCCUAACACAUCCGGACACCCAAAUUGAGGCCCGAAAGGAAUUUAAAACCUAUGUGAAUAUUUUGGCCACUAUUAAGAAUGAAAACAAUCAAAAAUAUUUGAUACUACGGAAGAAGUAUCUGAAUGAAUGUCCCUCUGAGGAUGUUGUGCAGCGAGCAAUUUCUCAGGCAGGCGGUACAGAUUCGGUACCCAGUAGCCCUGGUGGUUUGUCUGUAACCACUGAUGAGGCCACGGCAUCGCCAUUUAGAAAACCUCCACCAUACAUACCACCACCAGAAGUGAAUGCACCCAUUGCAAUGUAUCAAGGUACUCCAUUGGCGCCAAUGGCACCAAUACCUCCCAGCACCAACGAUGAUGAGGAACAUACCAAUGAUGGAAAUACUACAACAUCUACUUUAGAGCGGGAAAAUGAAAUGGAAAACAAGGCUGUUGAAGAUAAAAGUGUAUCACGCUCCAAUUCUGUCGAUGAAACUGCCAAUAAGGAAAAUAUUCCACGUUUUUCAUUUUCUUCGGGCUCAUCGGGAACCGAUUCAACUGACGCCGGACCUGGUGCUACAGAUAAAUCGUCGGGUCCAGAUGUUGAAACAGAAAACCCAAUAAGCGUUAAGGAGGCAACAAGGAAAUUCAAUCGUAUGGCUUCAGAGGAGGAGGCAAAAAUUAUUUCACCACCCUCCAAAAAGAAACCAGAAAAGCAGUUUGUAGAAGAGAAGGAGUUACCGGAAGUAACGUUGGCCCAUCCAAAGGCCAAGGAAUGGAUCGUUGCCAUGGCUAAGGCGAACUACCAGGAAUUGGCAAAGUUGGCCAAUGAUCAUCCCGAAUUGGUGAAACUACAGGAUCCAACAACGGUGAGUUAAAUUACUUUGGACAAUAAAGUAUAAAGUUAAGACAAAACUAUCACGCGAAUUAUAUACAAUUGAGUCACGUUC
Molecule: messenger RNA, 1137 nt
Organism: Musca domestica (house fly)
Lineage: Eukaryota; Metazoa; Arthropoda; Insecta; Diptera; Muscidae
Exons: 4
Coding region: 109-1065 (318 amino acids)
Source: RefSeq, a predicted model, not a curated record